GAAAGAUAUUCACGACAAAUGAAUAAACAGUCCCCGCCAUACUCCCAAUGAGAAUCUUCUUCCACCAUCUUAACCUGCCUUAACGCUACUUCUCGAACACCCCCCCCACCCCUUACAGCAUGGCAACCCCGGCCACCAGCGGGCUGAAGUACCUGUCCAAUGCGCUCGCAACAGCCGAGCAGCUCUCGAACUCCUCGUCCGCCAUCGACGGCGUAUCCCCCGACCUCGAAGCCUCCAUCCGUUUUGCCGGCGCCCAACUCACACAGACAGCGGGGAUUCUCCUCCGAUUGUCGCAAGACAUCAUCGCGCAAGCCAUUGUGACAUUCACGCGGUUCUGGAUCGGCUCGGAAGGAGGCAGCCUCCGCAUACACUCGGUGAAGGAUGUCUCGGCCGCGGCGCUCUACAUGACCGCCAAGCUAUCCUUCCAGCCCACCUCCCCCCGCUCCGUGCUCAACGUCUACACCUUCCUGCUAUCGAAGGAAGCCUCGCCGCUGUGGUUCGUGAACCCCAACGGAUCGCCCGACAAGCCUACGCCAGAGACCUACCACCUCACGGAAGGGGGCUACCAGGCGCAGCGACAGGUCCUGCUGCGCACGGAGUCGAUCAUCCUGCGUACCCUGGGCUUCAACACCCACGUGGCCCUCCCGCAUACCAUCGCCCUGACCUACCUCCAGACGAUGGGAGUGUCGUCGUCCGCGGUGGCGAAGAGGGUGUUCGAGCAUCUGAACUCCGCACUGUUGUCGCCGCAGCUGCUGUACGCGACGCACCAGCCGAACGCACUCGCCGUGGCGGCGAUCUAUCUUUCGGCGCGGGAGGUGGGCGUGAAGCUUGUUGAUAGCGACUGGUGGGAGGUUUUCGAUGUCGAUCGGGAGGAUCUGGGGUUUCUGGUGGUGGGCAUGGGGAGUAUGGAGGGGUUUGCGCGGGCGGAGGUGGAGAAGUGGAAGGGCCGCGGGGUGCCGAUGACGGCGGACGAGCUGGAUGGGGAGAUGGAACGGAGAAGGAUGAUGCAGGAGGGCGAGUGAGGGGUGACAACUUGCGUAGUGAUACAAGAUUCGGCAUAGAGCGCCAGGUGCUUCACUGGCGACAUAAGACUUGGAUAGUAGACAGCACGUCUGUUCCGUGUCUGUCUGGUUUGGUCUGGGCCAUGGACACAUCCCCGCCGCUUUGACCUCCAGGAGAAAGAGAAGAGUGGGCGAGAUUAAUCAUCUUCAGGCCCCUCCCUCCAGGCAAAGCCCUUCAUGAUGAUGCGGACGAACCCCUUUUGGGCGAACCGCGGACCCGACACCCGUACCAGUCAGGAUAUAUACUUCAGCUGAGAUAGCGACCGAAGGUCCGGACAUAGGACCAGCAAUAUGAACCCGAUGAAGCAGCCCCGUG
Messenger RNA from Aspergillus heteromorphus CBS 117.55, 1377 nucleotides. RefSeq names its product putative cyclin. The record is from RefSeq and is a predicted model, not a curated record. NCBI's taxonomy places the organism in Eukaryota, Fungi, Ascomycota, Eurotiomycetes, Eurotiales, Aspergillaceae. Gene Ontology annotation, cellular component: nucleus. Gene Ontology annotation, molecular function: cyclin-dependent protein serine/threonine kinase regulator activity. The transcript is spliced from 2 exons. Gene Ontology annotation, biological process: regulation of transcription by RNA polymerase II. Bases 120 to 1022 code for a protein of 300 amino acids.